Molecule: messenger RNA, 6371 nt
Organism: Magallana angulata
Lineage: Eukaryota; Metazoa; Mollusca; Bivalvia; Ostreida; Ostreidae
Exons: 40
Coding region: 136-6090 (1984 amino acids)
Biological process (GO): protein folding
Cellular component (GO): cytosol; nucleus
Molecular function (GO): phosphopantetheine binding; oxidoreductase activity; ATP-dependent protein folding chaperone
Source: RefSeq, a predicted model, not a curated record
AUUCUCGAAUUUUCUGCGGGACAGUAACCUACAGAUUCUUUGAGGCGUUUUGCCGACUGAAAAUUCACGUGUUUUCUAGAAAAUCGUACAUACUUCAUUAUACGCUGUAUCAAUUUGUAACCAGAAAGAGCAAAAAUGUCGGUCGUUGGGGUAGACGUUGGAAGCCUCACUUGCUUUAUUGGGGUAGCUAGAACUGGUGGAAUAGAAACCAUCGCUAACGAGUACAGCGAUCGGUGCACACCAGCAUAUGUGUCUAUGAGCGAGAAGACAAGAGCCAUUGGAGUAUCUGCUAAAAAUCAGUGCAUCACAAAUUUGAAAAAUACAUUCUCGUGUUUCAAGAGAUUUAUCGGAAGGCAAUUCGAUGAUCCUCUUGUGCAGAAAGAGCUCACAGAUUAUCCCAAACCCUACACAGUUGCACCAAGUCCUUCAGGAGGCAUUCUGCUGCAGGCAAGGUACAUGGGAGAAGUGCACUCGUUUACACCGGAACAGAUUACAGCUAUGUUGCUGACAAAGAUCAAAGAGACGGCAGAAAACAACCUGAAGACUAAAGUAGUUGAUGUGGUGGUGUCUGUGCCCACCUUUUUCACAGAUGUGGAGCGGAGAGCUAUGAUGGAUUCCUGUCUGAUCGGUGGAUUAAAUUGUCUCAAACUCAUGAAUGAUUCCACUGCGGUAUCGUUGGCAUAUGGUAUCUACAAACAAGAUCUGCCAGCAGAGAAUGAGAAGCCCAGGAAUGUGAUCUUUGUGGACAUAGGCUACUCCACCACGCAGGUGGCAGCCGUUGCAUUCAAUAAAGGCAAACUCAAGAUGUUGGCUGUGGAAUCGGAUCCAUGUUUAGGAGGAAGAGACUUUGACAAAGUGCUUGUUGACUAUUUUGUUGAUGAUUUCAAAACACGUUACAAACUUGAUGUGCGUAGUAAUUUGAAAGCUUACAUGAGAUUGACACAAGAAUGUGAAAAACUGAAAAAGCUAAUGAGUGCAAAUUCCACCAAUAUUCCUCUGAAUAUUGAGUGCUUUAUGAAUGAUAAGGAUGUGACAGGAAAGAUGGAUAGGGCAAAGUUUGAAGAGUUGUCUGAAGGGUUGAUAGAGAAAGCAAGGACAUUGUUCACAAAAAUGAAAAAUGAAUGCAAAGACGUGUAUUCUGUUGAAAUUGUGGGAGGUUCAUCUCGUAUCCCAUCUCUGAAGAAUAUGGUUACGGAAAUAUUUGGCAAGGAACCAAGCACAACUCUGAAUGCUGAUGAAGCCGUGGCUCGAGGUUGUGCACUUCAAUGUGCCAUCCUGUCUCCAACGUUCCGAGUGAGAGACUUCUCCAUUGUGGAUACUCAGCCUUACCCCAUCACUCUGUGCUGGCAAGGCGGUGUGGAAAAUGAUUCGUCCUUGGAGGUGUUCCCAAGGUUUCAUCAAAUUCCUUUCUCCAAGAUGUUGACAUUUUAUCGUAAAGAACCAUUCCAGUUAGAAGCCAGAUACACAUCACCGGAGAUUGUGCCUCACAAAGAGAGCCUUAUAGGAUGCUUCAAUAUCCAGAAGGUCACUCCAGCUGCCAAUGGGGAAAGUGCCAAAGUAAAAGUGAAAGUACGGGUCAAUAGCCACGGCAUUUUCUCUGUGAUGUCAGCCACACAAACAGAACAGCUAGAAGAUGAUGGGAAGGAGGAAGAAAACAUGGAUGUUGACACAGAGAAAAAAGCUGAUGCCACACCUACUGCAGAAGCCCAGGUGAAUGGAGAGACACCCAUGCAGACAGAUCAAACAGGGGAAAACAAAACGGGAGAGAAAAGUGAAGGAGGUGAAGAUGCAAAGAAAGAGGAGGGCAAAGAUGAUAAAGAUGCAAAAAAAGCAACAAAGAAAAAAGUUAAGAAAACUGAACUUCCUGUUGAAGAACUUGUCCCACAACUUCCUCCGGAGGAAAUUCUCCGACUUGUGGAAAAAGAGGGAGAGAUGAUGAUGCAGGACAAGCUGGAGAAGGAGAGAUGUGAUGCCAAGAACGCGGUGGAGGAGUAUGUCUACGAGAUGAGAGACAAGAUUGCCAACGUUCUGGCUCAGUUCAUCAAGGAAGAGGAUGCAGAGAAGUUUGGGAGUCUACUAACACAGACCGAGGACUGGCUCUAUGACGAGGGAGACGACCAGCUGAAGCAGGUCUAUAUAGACAAGCUAAAGGAACUUAAGAAUGUUACAUACUUUGUGUACUUGUUGUAUGGUUUUGAGAAACCAGCUGCUUCAGCAUUUGAAGGAAAUCUCAAAAUGGACUACGAAAAUGAAGGACUUCUUCAUGAAAUGUUGAUACGGCAAGCGGAGGCCACUCCAGACAAAAUCGCUAUCGUUGAACCUGGAGGGAAACAGUUAACUUUCCGAGACUUACAUGGAGAUUCUGACGUACUGGCAAAAACCUUGAAAAGAAUCGGUGUCCAAUCAGAUUCAUGCGUGGGAAUUUACCUUGACAAAAGCAUUGAGUUCUCUGUAACUUACAUUGCUAUAUUAAAAGCAGGCGGAGCAUACUUGCCCCUUGAUGUGAGCUAUCCGGCCUCAUUGAUGGAGUCCGUGCUUACGGAUGCAGAGCCUGUAGCUGUAGUUACUUCCCCUGAUCUUGCACACAGCAUUGAAGGAGUAAAGAAUAUCAUUCUGUUGGAUGAUGGUUGGCAGAAGAGGCAGCAGGAAGAAAAUAAGGACUUUAAAGAUGCUCCUUUAGAGAUGACCUUGGACAAUCUAGCUUAUGUUGUGUAUUCCUCAGGAACAACGGGACGUCCUAAAGGUAUAAUGUGUCCCCACAGAGGGUCCGUGUUCUCGUAUCAUCACAGACAUGUGACUUUUCCCUAUCAAAUGGAGGACAGGGAGGCCUGCAACAUCUUCUUCACCUGGGAAAUGUUGAGGCCCCUACUGAAAGGGAUUCCGAUGUACGUUAUUCCUAACACAGUGAUCUAUGACCCGCCCCUCCUGUGUCAGUUCAUCAAGGACCACGCCAUCACCCGCAUGCUGUUCACCCCCUCUCUCCUAGAGGCCAUACUCAACUCGCCCGGCCUCCAACUCACAGACAUGUUUAAGUCAUUCAAACAGAUUUGGUUUUGUGGAGAAGUUGUUACCACAGCUUUGAUGCAGAGAUGUAUCAAUCUGUUGCCAUGGAUCCGGUUCAUCAAUCUUUACAGUAUAUCAGAGUGUCAUGAUGUAGCUUGUGAAGAUCUGUCCCAGUACUUCACAGAUCACAAGGAUGCUUUGGAAAAGAGGAAAUUUUGCCCUGCUGGUCGGAUCCUUCCUGGAGUUUCUAUUGUCAUCAUGGAUGAGGAGGGAAAACCCCAACCAGUGGGAUCAUCAGGGGAGAUAUAUGUUGGGGGGCCCACUUUGGCACGGGGUUAUCUGAAGAGACCUGAGAUGACGGCUGCAAGGUUUAUCCAGAGGCCGGAGAGUGUGCCAGCAUCCUGUGGGGACAGGCUAUACAGGACAGGGGACUGGGGGUACAUGUUGUCAGACGGGAGACUGGAAAUAUGUGGAAGAUGUGACUCUAUGGUCAAAAUCAGAGGAUACUCUAUAGAAGUACAGGCGGUUGAAGCAGCCUUGAUGGAACUUCCCAUGAUUAAUGCUGCUCUGGUGCUAGUGAAGGGAGCGGAAGGGGAGGACAAAUUUCUGGUGUCCUACAUUGUCCCUAAAGGUCAAACCACCAAGAAAGAGGUCAGGACGGCUCUGAAACAGAGGCUGCCAUUCUACAUGAUCCCCUCCUACUUUAUCUUCCUGUCCAGCAUUCCCAUUGUUCAGGCCACAGGAAAACUUGACAAGAAUGCAUUACCUCCCUUUGAGAAGGAGUCAGAGGGAGAUGCUGAUAGUGGACUGCUACCGUCAACAGAGACCGAGAAAUCAGUGGCAGCCAUGUGGACCAAAGUUCUGAAGAUCAGACAUGUGGACACUGAGGAAAGCUUCUUUGAUUUAGGGGGGCAUUCACUCCUUGCCACAGAGCUACUGAAUCACAUCAGAGAGAAAUUUGACAUUGACAUUGCCGUGAAGGACCUGUUUCUGUUUCCCACAAUUUCAUCCAUCAGUAAACUAAUCGACUCAAAACUAAACAAAUCUGAGGACGUUAACUCACCUCAGAUUCAAGAUGUUAACCUGGAGAAUGAAGUUCAAGUUCACAGCCAAGUAAAAGUCAACAUUGAUAUGCAGUUGAGAGCCUUUUGGAGAAUAUCUAAUCUAGAUAAUAAAAGUCGAUUCAGGAAAGCUCGAGUGCUGUUGACAGGAGCCACUGGCUUUCUGGGAGCUUUCCUUCUGAAAGAACUUCUUCUGCAGACAAAGUGUUCAGUCACCUGUCUAGUUCGGGAGGUGCCUGGACUAUCUGGACAACAGAGACUGGAGAACACAUUGAAACAGUUUGGAAUUCUGGCCUCCAUUGCUUCUCCAACUAAAGAGCAAACAGCUCUUGCUAAGUUAUUCCAGAGCAAUGUCCAUGUUGUUCAGGGUGAAGUAGCUCUAGUGAACCUUGGUAUGAAUGACGAUGACUUCAACUACCUGUGUACAGACACAGACUUUAUCAUCCACGCAGCAGCCGCCGUUAAUCUGGUCUAUCCCUACAGUGCUUUACAUGGAGCCAAUGUGAGAGGAACUGCUAAUGUUGUCCAGUUUGCUUGUACAGGAAAGAUUAAACCUAUCCAUUAUAUUAGCACUGAUGCUGUAUUUCCCAAUGGAAUGCAGAACUGUGAGGAAGAAGCUGACAUAUCAGACCUAAAUGACAAACUGACAGAUGGAUACUCACAGUCCAAAUGGGUAGCAGAGCAGAUCAUCACCAGUGCCAGAAAAAGGGGAAUCCCAGCAGCCAUAUACAGGCUAGGUAACAUGAGUGGAGACAGAGUCAGUGCUCACUGGAACCCCCAGGACUUCACUUUGAUGAUCCUGCAGGCUUGUGUAGGACUAGGACUUGCUCCUAUUGUAGACUGGGAAAUGGAGAUGACACCAGUAGACUUUGCUGCAGAGUUUAUUGUCAGAAUGACUUACAAUCUAUCUCUGUCUCUGGGGAAAACUUUCCAUGUUGUUAAUGACAAACCAUUGCAGUCAAGAUGGGUGUUUGAGUGGAUGAAUGCCCAUGGCUAUCCUAUUCAACUUAUCAGCUUUAAAGACUGGAAAGAAAGGGUACUGAAAGAAGAUGCUAUCACGGGUAAAGUACAUAAAAAUCUGCAGAGAAUAGUGGAAUCUUAUGCAAGUGAAUCAGACUUUUUCUCCAAACUGAGUACCUACAAAACAGACAACUUCCAGAGAGCCCUAAAAUCCCUACAGAUGGAGUUUCCCUACACUGACAGCGCCAUGCUUAGUCAUUUUUUCCUGCAGCUAACUCGACAGAAAAUAAUUACACCAUUGGCAUCCAAAACCACAGUGAGAGGCAAGAGACUAAGUGGUAAAGUAGCUAUAGUCACGGGAGCAUCCAGUGGUAUAGGCGAGGCAAUAGCCAAAGGACUGGCAUCAGAGGGAGCAAAGGUAGCGCUAGCAGCUCGACGAAUAGAGCGCCUGGAGGAUCUCAAGAAACAGAUCGAGGGAGAGGGGGGCAUCGCUGUUUGCAUUCAAACCGAUGUGACGAAAAGAGAGGAGGUCAAAGAAUUAGUUAGACACACCGAGUCUGUAUUGGGACCAAUUGACAUACUGGUUAACAAUGCAGGAGUCAUGUACUACACCAUGAUGAAAAACUUGAAAGAAGACCAGUGGGAGAGACAAAUUGAUCUUAACUGCAAGGGAAUAACAAACUGCAUUGGUGGUGUGUUGGAUGGAAUGCUGAAGAGGAAUUCAGGCCAUAUAGUAAAUCUCUCCUCUGAUGCUGGAAGAAAGGGGUUUCCUGGUCUUGCUGUGUAUUCAGGUACUAAGUUUUAUGUAGAAGGACUCUCUCAGGCAUUGCGACAGGAAGUGAGCGGUGAAGGAAUCAGAGUCACUUGUAUCCAGCCAGGAGAUGUAAAGACAGAACUGUUGUCUCACACCACCGAUACAGAGGCAAAAGCAGUUUAUGAUGGAAGCAGUAACUGCAAGAUCUUGGAGCCUUCAGACAUUGCCAAUGCUGUGAUUUAUGCUACCACACAACCUGAUUACGUAGGAGUAAAUGAAAUCCUUAUAGAGCCCCGAGAAGCACCUGUUUAAAACUCUGGCAAAAAAAACUCUGGCAAAAAAAUUCCUCCAAAGUCUUUCAUCUUUUGAAAACCAGGACAUUACCAGGAACGUAUCAUUUAUCAUACCCCAGUAAAUGAGUGUGAUGUUUUUCAGGGAAGCAUCUUUUUGUUAAUGAUUGUCAAGCACAUCUUAUACAUUUCUGAGAAACCAUAAACCAUAUUCAUAUACAUCCUGCAAUAUACAGUUACUGUAAGUUAUGCACUUUUGUUUGUUGUUCAUGACUUCAUAAAUACAUUUCAUUUUGAAAAAUC